AUGACAUCAACAGCAAUUAGCACAAUGGACAGUAAAGGAGAAAAAUUCUUGGGACUUCCACAUAUCGAGAUACACGAAAGUUUUCUGAGUGAAACUUUUGGUAAUGGACAAGCGUAUCAAGAGGUUCAAGAGUGGCCUUAUGCGUUCAAAAAUACAGUACAAGAACUCGCAUCUGUUGAAAUUUCAUGUCCCGGGUCUAAUACAGCGCAUGAUACAGCCGAUAGAAGCGGUACUUCUAAUCGAGAAAAGGAGAUCUACGAGCGGCACGCAGCGUCUGCGAGGUACUUCACUCGCCAGCUUUUAAAUUCAUUCUGUCAAGAGCACAGCGAUGCGAUGAGUAGCAGAAAGCUCCCCUGUAGCACCGUUAAGUGUGACUUUCAGAGCGAUAAUCCCAAACAUAGUCGAGGACUAGAGCGAAAAUUUAGUCGCUGGAAAAAUGGAAAGAAAAUAUCUAUGAAACGCGUUUGGGCACAACUGAAGGAACUUUCAACCAACUUGCUGGAGGCGAACGAAGUAAGGGAUUCAGUCUACGUAGAAACUAGACUAUUUGGAAGCCAGCUUGAGGUUCUCGAGCCUAUGCUGUCUAAGCCUUCAAAAAAUGCAGUCCACUACUAG
Molecule: messenger RNA, 615 nt
Organism: Blumeria graminis f. sp. triticale
Lineage: Eukaryota; Fungi; Ascomycota; Leotiomycetes; Helotiales; Erysiphaceae
Source: the annotation of a GenBank genome assembly